Heterobasidion irregulare TC 32-1 is the source of this 276-nucleotide messenger RNA. RefSeq lists its product as uncharacterized. The annotation marks the transcript as partial. The transcript has a single exon. The record is from RefSeq and is a predicted model, not a curated record. NCBI's taxonomy places the organism in Eukaryota, Fungi, Basidiomycota, Agaricomycetes, Russulales, Bondarzewiaceae. Gene Ontology annotation, molecular function: nucleic acid binding.
UGCCAAUCAACCAAGAAUCUGACACACAAGACGCACCCUCCUAUCCACCCUUUGGAAACCACCAACGUCCCCUGGCGCUUCAUCUCGACAGAUUUCGUCACGGACUUACCCGAAAGCAAAGGUUUCGACUCAAUCAACGUGGUAGUGGACCAAGGUCUGUCCAAAGGCAUAGUCAUCACCCCAUGCAAGAAAACGAUCACGGCAGAAGAAACAACCGUGCUUUUCCAGAACAACGUUUUCAGUCGACAUGGGUUGCCGACCAAAAUAGUAUCCGAU